UAUUCACAAACCCAAUAAAUAAUAUGGGUCAAAGAGCAAGCUCCUCGUCUUCAUCAACCUCCGCUACAGGCGGCAACACUGAUUCAUGGGCGGCGCGUGGCCUGGUCGCCGCCGGAGCUGCGGCGGCAGGGGCUUACGUGGCAUUCUCUCUCCGCCGAUCUUCGCGUUUUCGAAGCCAAGUUGUGGGAAUCAUUCCAGCUCGUUACGCCUCUUCCAGAUUUCAAGGCAAACCCCUUGUUCCCAUUCUCUGCAAACCCAUGAUUCAGAGAACUUGGGAGAGAGCAAAACUCGCCACCACAUUGGACCAACUUGUUGUGGCUACAGAUGAUGAGAAGAUUGCAGAAUGCUGCCGUGGAUUUGGAGCUGAUGUGAUAAUGACAUCAGAAUCUUGCCGAAAUGGAACUGAACGCUGCAACGAGGCACUACAAAAACUUCAGAAGAGUUUUGAUGUAGUAGUCAACAUUCAAGGCGAUGAACCUCUUAUCGAACCUGAGAUAAUUGAUGGGGUUGUCAAAGCUCUGCAAGCUGCUCCUGAUGCAGUAUUUAGCACCGCAGUCACAUCUUUAAAACCUGAGGAUGCAUCUGAUCCAAAUCGAGUGAAAUGUGUUGUGGACAAUCAUGGUUAUGCAAUAUAUUUUUCCAGGGGACUUAUCCCAUAUAACAAGUCAGGGAAGGUCAAUCCACACUUCCCCUAUUUACUUCAUCUUGGCAUCCAGAGUUAUGAUGCCCACUUCCUGAGGAUAUAUCCAAAGCUUUCACCUACUCCACUGCAACUAGAAGAAGAUCUGGAACAGCUUAAAGUCCUCGAGAAUGGAUAUAAAAUGAAGGUGAUCAAGGUCGACCAUGAUGCUCAUGGUGUUGACACCCCACAAGAUGUUGAGAAGAUAGAAUCAUAUAUGCGUGAAAGAAACUUGUCUUAGUUUAUAUCACACACACACAGAGAGAGAGAGAGAGAGAGCUAACCCUCAUACGACGGCGACAAGCUUCGUCCAAAAAUUAUUUGAAUAGGUGGAUUCAUGGCCUUCCCUUAUGACAAAUUUAACUAUCUGCGGCUCUCAUUUGUUUUGAUUUUGUCUCCCAACGCAUCUAUAUUGACAAUGAUUGUGCUCAGUUGCUCGACAAUCAAGUCUUUUAGCCAAAUUUAGGCAUCUACUCGGAUGGUCCAGCUUAUUGUCUCUUGUUAGCGAUCUGGUUCGAGUGGUAUCCUCUUUCAUAUGUAGUGAGGAUAAUCAAUUAUGGUAUGCGGAAAAGCAAUGUACUUCCAUUUUUAUA
Camellia sinensis is the source of this 1272-nucleotide messenger RNA. RefSeq names its product 3-deoxy-manno-octulosonate cytidylyltransferase, mitochondrial. Gene Ontology annotation, molecular function: 3-deoxy-manno-octulosonate cytidylyltransferase activity. NCBI's taxonomy places the organism in Eukaryota, Viridiplantae, Streptophyta, Magnoliopsida, Ericales, Theaceae. Gene Ontology annotation, cellular component: cytosol. The record is from RefSeq and is a predicted model, not a curated record.